AUAUGAGAUUAUGCUCUUUCUUGCUUAUCGUACAGUAUAAUUUGCAACUCUGGCUCUGGGGUGGUAGACCCAUUUAAAAGUGUAAACUGAUUUCAACUUGUAUAUAACCUACUUAAAAACAACAAAUCUAUAUCAUUCGUGAUCAAUUUUACAAAAUGAAAUGUUAAAAGUAUAAUGAUGGAGUCCAAAGAUACUCAAUAUAAAGUUCUGAGAGAUUGUAUGGCAAAUAAUGAAGCAUCAAUCGAAGAUAAUAUUAUUGUGGAACAAUUUAUAGAAGAUGAAGUACUUGAAACAAGCACAAAGCAACUUUUAUUACAAAAUGAUAUACUACUCUACUCUGUUAUUGAAAUGGAAAAUGAAACUAUAAAAAACGAAUCAGAAGCUAUUGUUUCUGAGACUGAGGCUACUGGUGUGCUUGUAGGAGACCAUACUUCUCAUAAAAAUAGCGUUAUUGCACAACAAUUUAUACAAAAUGAAAUAUAUGAUAUCUUAACGCUAGAAAAUAAGAGCAUAAAAAUGGAACCGAAAAAUACUGUAGUUAAUAGAAUUAUAGAUGAUCAAUCAUCAUUUGAAAGUGCUGGUUCUGUAAAGGUGAUAAUAAAGGAUAAAGAAACUGAAGCAACCAUGGAGCAAUUAUUAGAAAAUAAAUCGGUAUUAAAAAAUGAUAAAAGUAUACAUAAACCAAAGAGUCAUAAUGCUUGUGAUAUUUGUGAGGAAAAAUUUUCGUCCUCCAGUUUAUUGACAGCUCAUCGCAGAUCUCAUACUGCAGAGAAACCUUAUACAUGCACUGAAUGUUAUAAAAACUUUACUGCUAAGCAGUCACUAUGUAAUCAUAUGAAACAACAUACUGGUGAAAAGCCGUACUCAUGCACUGAAUGUGAACAACGUUUCGCCCGUCAGUAUACACUCAAUGUUCACAUGAGGCGACAUUUUGGUCAAAAACCCUACAAAUGCAGUGAAUGUGAUAAAAAUUUUGCUGUUAAACAAGAACUCAAUCUCCAUAUGAGGCGACAUACUGGUGAAAAACCGUUCACAUGUACCGAAUGUGAUAAAAAUUUUGCUGUUAAACAUGAACUCGAUGUUCAUAUGAGACGACAUACUGGACAAAAACCCUAUAAAUGCACUGAAUGUAAACGACAUUUCGCUCGUAAAUAUACACUCGAUAUUCAUAUGAAACGGCAUACUGGUAAAAAACAACACGUUUGCAAUAAAUGUGGGAAACAAUUUCUACAACGUGUUGAUCUUCUUAAGCAUAGUAAAACCCAUGAAUGUGAUAAACAUGACGUAGAAUCCAAAACCAGUAAGGACAUUCAACAAUAUACUAGAAUUCAUUCAUCUGAAAGCAAACGGGAACAUAAAGCCCAGGGGCAUAAGUUCAAAUGUAAAGAAUGCAAAUCGAUGUUUGGAACCGAGGCAGAACUUAAGAAUCAUUAUGACAUUGAACAUCAUAUAGAUUCAAAUAAAGAUUUGAAAUCUCACAUAUUGGAAACAUCUAAAGAGCAUGUGGAAAUUUAUCACAAAACUAACAUUACUCAAGAACUAGAAAAUAAUCGUUUCGAAUGGUCACUUUCAAAGAUUUACAGAAUAGAUGAUUUCAACGAUAAUGCAAUUGAAAAUGUUACUGCAACUGAUAACAAUGUUUUGCUGAGAGUAAAAACUGAACAUACAUCGAUGAAGGAUGAACAAGAAUUUAUAAAAAAUGAAGUAACUGAAUUAAACGCAGAUAUAUUAUUACCAAACGAAAUCCACAAUUCGCAAAAAAGUGACACCUUCGAGGAUGAUAUUGGUAAACAACAUUUUAUAAAAGAAGAAGUAUGUGAAACUGUUACAGAAAAUUUAUCAUUUGAAAACGAAUUAUACACAAUUAUAACGGUAGAAAACGAGACUAUUAAAAUGGAACCAGAAACUACCCUUUCUGAGGCAUCAACUAAUGUUAUUAUGAAUGAUCGAACUCUCGAAUGGAGCGGUUCAAAAAUGAGUCAUGAGAACUUUAAAUUAAUUGCUGAAAAUAUUAUUGCCUUAUUCUGCAACGAAUCUGCAAAGCGAAAUCAAAUACUUAAAUCUAAAUUGAAAUAUGUCCGUAUGAAGCGCCGAAGAAUUAUUGCUAAAAUAAUUAAGGUAAUGGUGGCAAAUAAAAAUGCAUACCGGAUAUUCACUGGAAAACAAAGAAGUUUAUGGAUGAAAGAAAGAAACGGCAAGUUUUGGGAACAUGAUGUUCUCAAUAAUAGUCCAAAUUUUUUCAAGGAAAGUUUUCAUAUGAAUCGCCAAUGCUUCAAUAUUUUAUGCAACGAAAUAAGAGGUAUUGAACGAAAUACCACCAGUUUUAGACAAUGCAUAUCACUGGCGAAGCGAGUCGCCAUUGCGCUUUAUGCCUUGUGUACCUCAAGAGAAUAUAGCACUAUCGGAAAGCUGUUUGGAGUUUCGAAGGCAAGCGUUUGUGUAAUUCUAAAAGAGUUUUGCUCGGAAGUGUGGAGAGUUAUGGCUCCACAGUAUCUAAGCGCUGACUUCCUUACAGAGGAAAAACUUGAGAAGUGCGUGAAGGGUUUUAAGAAAAUAGGUUUUCCUCAGUGCUUUGGAGCCAUAGGCGGAUGUCACAUUGAAAUAAAGCCUACAAAAAAAGAUGCUUUGGACUACUUCAAUUACAAGGGGUGGUACUCAAUGGUACUUUUGGCGCUAGUUGAUUGCAGGCACCAAUUUAUGUACAUCAAUGUUGGAGCACCUGGACGUUGCAACGACUCAAGUGUUUUUGAAAAAUCAUCUUUAAAAAAAUUUUUAGAAAGCCCACUACUUAAAAAUAAAUCUGAAUAUAUUAGUGGCAAAAGGGUUCCGGUUGUGUGCGUUGCAGAUUCUGCGUUCAGGUUUUCAACUUCAAUUAUGAAACCUUACCCAGUUUCCACUACAAAUGAACAAUACAAAAAUAAAUUCAAUUACCAACUAUUAAGAGCAAGGCGGGUUGUGGAAAAAGCGUUUGAUCAUUUAAAAGCCAGAUUCAGUCGAGUAGGGAAAGGUUUAGAUAACAACGUCAACAACGCAGCGUUAAUAAUAAAAUGUUGUUGUGUGCUGCAUAACUUCCUUAACGAGCAUAAUGAUUUCAUUAAUACCAAGUGGCAAUAUGUUCAAAAGGAAUAUGAGAGCAAAAACUACAGAUUACAACCACAGCAUAAAGACUUUUACAAUGACAAUAAUCCCCAAGCGGAAGAAUUUAGAAGAGCUAUAGCUGAUUGUUUUGGUUCCUCAGACGAGUUCGUUGGCGAUGAUGGAAGGAUCUCCUCGUACUCAGGCGUGGAAAUCGAUCCACUAGCGACAUCGGUUAGACACGGCGAAUGAAGCUCCUCAUUUCGAUUCAACAUUAAUGUAUGAACUAUAAACAUAACGAAGAAAAUUAAAAAAUUAUUCACUGUAUU
Messenger RNA from Teleopsis dalmanni, 3404 nucleotides. RefSeq lists its product as uncharacterized. The record is from RefSeq and is a predicted model, not a curated record. NCBI's taxonomy places the organism in Eukaryota, Metazoa, Arthropoda, Insecta, Diptera, Diopsidae. The coding region runs from base 175 to 3327 and encodes 1050 amino acids. The transcript is spliced from 15 exons. Gene Ontology annotation, biological process: regulation of transcription by RNA polymerase II. Gene Ontology annotation, molecular function: DNA-binding transcription factor activity, RNA polymerase II-specific; RNA polymerase II cis-regulatory region sequence-specific DNA binding.